Molecule: messenger RNA, 1515 nt
Organism: Caenorhabditis angaria
Lineage: Eukaryota; Metazoa; Nematoda; Chromadorea; Rhabditida; Rhabditidae
Source: the annotation of a GenBank genome assembly
AUGAGUAGCUCAGAAGGAGAAGACGAAGAACUUGCAAGUUUCUCGACAUCUGAACAUCAUGAAAGUUCAGAAGAAGACGAAGACAUUGAAGGUUUUUCAUCACCUCAAAAUCAAGAAAAUACUUUGCAACAAGAAAUGGAACAAGAUGCAUAUGUUUAUGUAAGUUUUUUCAUGAUUAAAUAUAUGCAUUUUUAUUUUUCAGCCUUAUACAACAUCUUGGUUCGAUAUGCCUGAAGAAUUACGAGAAAUGGUAAUCGACAAAAUUGAUCCAAUUACCGUUUUCCGUUUCAAACAAUGUUCAAAAUUGUGUGGCGAGGAAGCGAGAAGAUCGAAGAAUUCAAUGUAUAAGAUCGAGCUAAACUCUUCCGAAAAGGGAACGCAUAUUUGUUUUCAUUUGACAAAUGAGUACCCAAAUUGUCCACAUUUUCGUUAUACUUUUCGCGAAACUGGAUUAAGAAAAUGGAAAAAUACAACAAUUGUUCAUGAGAAAAUGGAAUAUGAGGAUUGGUCACAAGAUGAUUGUGAUGAAAUGAUUUACGUAGCCGAGCGUAAUGACGAUUAUGACGUCUGUGAAAGUUCUUAUACGGAUAAAUUGAAAGAAGAACAAUGGAGAACUUUGGAAAAUGGUGAUCAUAAGAGUAUUGUUGCUAAAAAUUUCGAAAAGCAUCUCGAAGAAUAUGAACAUUCUGUCAAAUGUUUCAUUUAUAAUGUAAGUUUCAAAAUUACUUUUUAAAUCAUUCGGGCAGUUUAUUUUCGAGCCGAGACUACUCACGGCGUUUGAACAGAACAUUUUUACAACAAUUUCAGUACAAAACGUUUAAUUCGAUAGAGUUUAAAGAUUGAGUGCGGUAGUAGCAUUUAGGCCGCGCUAACUUGAGGAAAAGGAAUCAAAUUAACUAUCGAGAUGCUUUGAAAUUUGACUUUUUUCAGGAUCAUGGUGUCAGAAUUGGAAAUUUCCACAUGACAAAUUUGAGAAAUCUUCAACAUAUUGAAAUCGAUACAAUCGACGUAUUGGAAAAGAACAUAUUGUCAAUUGAACAAAUUGCGAAGUGCAGAGAAAAAGUUUCACUCUCAAAAACUGAACUGACAUUCGAUCAAUUCAUUCAACUCAAAGCAGAGUAUAUUGAUAUUAGAAUAAAACAUUUGACAAAUGAACAAAUCAAAAGAUAUUUGAAAAUGUGGGAAAAUGGAGAAAUUGAUGAAAAUGUUCAGCAUAUUAUGAUCAAGUUGGGAGGCCUGAAAGUUUUGGAACAACAAUAUUACACCGAUGGAUUAUUGACAGUUUUCGAAAGAGAACCAGCCACAAAAAAAUAUCGGUAAUUUUUAUAUUUUGUUUUUCAAUUUCAAAAAAAAUUCGGAUUUUUUAGAUCGACUAGAAAUCAAUGUUCUUUCGAAAUCAAAUGUCCACGACAAUAUAUUAUAAGUGUUUGGUUGUCUGAAAAUUUGAUCACUAUCAAUCGUCGUAUCCAAGAAAACCGACACAGAGCUAUUCCAUCCCGCCGAGCUUUUCAUUAG